ACCUCUUAGAUAUUUUUAUACCAUAAUAUCCUCACACACAGACACACACUUCAAAACAAGUGCUAUCAGUUUUGUCUGAUGGAACAUAUAGUACUCUUUCUUUAGUUGUUUAGUUUGGUAACUCAAAAAUUCAUGCCUCGUACUGCGAAUCAAUUCCAAGGAAUGGAUGGUACUUCUGAGGUUCCUGAAUCCUUGGACGAAUGGGAGCAAAUCCAAUCCCCAUUUCCCAAACUCCCUCCCACAAGUGUGGAACAAGAUAUGGUAGUUACUAGAGACAAUAACUACCUCAACGAUAACCAUGAAGGCCUACAACAAGAAGUACCUCCAGUAUUGGACCUUGAACUUGAAGCCACUCAAGACCCAGAUCCUGAAUCAAGUUCUUCAUCAUCAGUGUCAUCGAAUUCUGGAGGUGAUGAGGAAAGUGGAAGGUUGUCACAGCCCCAAGUGGCGAAUGAGAUAAGGAGGGGUUUGAGAUUGCGUUUGGAGAUUCUGAGAGCUGGGUUCUCCAAGGUGGCUUGUAGAGUUUGGAAUUGUGCAGCAUGCGCCAGGGGGUUUUGGUCGAUUGCAUCGGUGACUGGAGUGGCAGCCGCGGUGUUGCUGUCAUUCUUGUUUGUCAGGGUGCAAAGGUGGCGUCAAGUUCUGUACAAAGAGAGCAAGGAUCGUCUCAUCAGAGAGAAAGAUGAGAAGAUCAGCCAGCUCCUGCUCCACAUUGCGCAGAUGAAUGAAGCAUUCUCAGAACGCCACAGGGUUCCUGUGUUCCGAAUUGGUUGAUUGAUCGUUCAGCUUCAGCAAAGCAGAUGUUAAUUGAGGAUCUGGCUCUUACCUUCUCCAUGAUAGUGUUAUGUGAUGAACUCGGCAUCUUCUUGUGCAUUAGAAAAUGGGAAGAGAGACAUACAUAUAAUUGAAUAGAUGCUUAUAACAGAUUGGUGACUGCACCAAAUUAUUCAUGAUUAUAUAUAAAUGAGAAUGUUUUAUUCA
Molecule: messenger RNA, 978 nt
Organism: Quercus robur (English oak)
Lineage: Eukaryota; Viridiplantae; Streptophyta; Magnoliopsida; Fagales; Fagaceae
Exons: 2
Coding region: 133-771 (212 amino acids)
Source: RefSeq, a predicted model, not a curated record